ACUCUCCAAGUGUCUUAUAUAUAUAGACGCUGCAUCGGCGCUGCUAGUAACGAGGAAACAGGGGAGGAACAUAAAUCGCGAGAGAUGACGAAGCUUCAUCUUUUUCUUCUCGCCAUCGCAUUCCUUUCCUCGCUGCAGAAUCCAGCAGUCCUCGCAACCAAGAAGGCUUAUAUUGUGUACCUCGGCGGGCACUCUCAUGGCGCCAAUCCCACCCCUGCAGACUUCGAGAGUGCAACUCAGUCUCAUUAUCAGCUCUUGGGAUCCACUUUUGGAAGCGAGGAACUGGCUCGCUCUGCAAUCUUCUACUCCUACACGAAACAUAUCAAUGGCUUUGCUGCAAUGUUGGAAGAGGAAGAAGCGACGCUGAUCUCCGAGCAUCCCGAUGUCAUAUCGGUGUUCGAGAACACCAUGAAGACGUUGCACACGACCAGAUCAUGGGAUGUCAUGGGCGGAUUCUUGAACAGGCAGGGGAAGGCGCACCCCGAAUCUAUUUGGGCCAAAGCCAACUAUGGCGACGACGUCAUUAUAGCCAAUUUCGACACAGGUGUGUGGCCUGAAUCCGACAGCUUUGAUGACAAAGGAUACGGGCCGGUUCCGAAGAGAUGGAGAGGGAUCUGCCAGAACAGCACGAAGCACAGCUUUCACUGCAACAGGAAGCUGAUUGGUGCCCGGUUCUAUGACUUGUCCCAUCAGGCCAACAGUGCAUCGCCGCCGGUAGAGUACUCUCCCCGCGAUAGCGAGGGCCACGGCACCCACACGCUCUCCACGGCCGCCGGGGGGAUCGUCCGCGGCGCAAACAUCUACGGCGAAGCCAACGGCACUGCCAGAGGUGGCUCGCCCCAUGCGAGGGUCGCCGCCUACAAGGUGUGCUGGGGGCUCUGCGCCGAUGCCAACAUUCUUGCUGCCUUCGAUGACGCCAUACACGACGGCGUCGACGUCAUCUCGUUGUCGGUAGGUGGUCUUCCGUAUGAGUACCUCUUCGACUCCAUCGCCUUGGGGUCGUUCCAUGCAGUGCAGCGAGGAAUCACCGUCGUGUGCUCCGCCGGCAACGACGGACCGACCCCUGGCACGGUCUCCAAUAUUGCGCCAUGGAUAUUCACCGUAGGAGCAAGCACGAUCGACAGGGAGUUCUAUUCCCUCGUCACUCUCGGCAGCAACAAGAAGAUAAAGGGAGUGAGUCUCUCGCCGAAAUCUCUUCCAGCCCAUAAGCCCUAUCCAUUGAUCGAUGGCUCUAAUGCGAAGCGCCCGAAUUCAUCCGCCGAAGAAGCUGGCUGGUGCUACCCCGGAACACUCGACCCCGAGAAAGUUCGAGGAAAGAUCGUAGUUUGCACGCGCGAUACGUCGUUUGCACGAGUGGAGAAGGGCGUCGACGUCUUGAAGGCCGGCGGGGCGGGGAUGAUCCUCGCUAACAGCGAUGAGGAAGGGAACAGCCUCCUUGCGGAUCCCCACUUCCUCCCUGCUUCAAUGAUUACAUACAAAGAUGCUCUGAGACUGAGUUCCUAUCUGAAAUCUACCAAGUCACCUACCGCUACCAUUUCACCUGUAACUACAGUUCUGGGAGUGAAACCAGCGCCGGCCAUGGCUUCUUUCUCAUCUCGAGGCCCCAAUCUUAUCAAUCCCGAGAUUCUCAAGCCUGAUAUCACUGCGCCAGGGGUGGACAUUCUCGCAGCCUUCACCGAGGAAGUCGGACCUACCAUGCUGGAUUUAGACAAGCGACGUGUCCGAUUCAAUGUCAUGUCCGGCACGUCGAUGUCCUGCCCUCACAUCUCCGGCGUCGCAGGCCUGCUGAAGAAGCUCCAUCCUCGUUGGAGUCCUGCUGUUAUCAGAUCGGCCGUCAUGACAACCGCGAGAACUCGAGACAACACGAGAACGCCAAUGAAGGACGAUAACCGCGAGAAGGCCAUACCGUUCGACUACGGCGCAGGGCAUGUGCGGCCGAACCGCGCCAUGGAUCCCGGGCUGGUGUACGACAUCACCUUCACCGACUACGUGCAUUUCCUGUGCAGCCGCGGGUACAACGCUUCCAACAUGGCGCAAUUCAUCGGCAAGCGCUUCGCCUGCCCGUCGAAGACCAUGAGGGCGGAGGACUUGAACUACCCAUCGAUCACCGUCCCGAACCUCCAGAAGUCCUUCACCGUCUCUCGCACCGUGAGGAACGUCGGCACGCCCGGCACGUACAAUGUGAGGAUCAAGGCUCCCUUCGGCAUCCACGUCUCGGUGAAGCCGCAGACGCUCGAGUUUGCCAAGGUUGGGGAGGAGAAGACGUUCCAAGUCAGGCUGCGGUCGCGUAGCGAGAGUGUCGGUGUAGGGUAUGUCUUUGGUGGCCUGACAUGGACCGACGGUAAGCACUACGUGAGAAGUCCUCUGGUGGUGAAUGCGUUCUCAUGAGGUUAACAUCACUGGGUCGAGAUGAUCCCAUUUUUUAGGAUUUA
This is a messenger RNA of Musa acuminata AAA Group (dessert banana), 2432 nucleotides long. RefSeq names its product subtilisin-like protease SBT5.3. The coding region runs from base 85 to 2388 and encodes 767 amino acids. The record is from RefSeq and is a predicted model, not a curated record. NCBI's taxonomy places the organism in Eukaryota, Viridiplantae, Streptophyta, Magnoliopsida, Zingiberales, Musaceae. The transcript is spliced from 11 exons. Gene Ontology annotation, molecular function: serine-type endopeptidase activity. Gene Ontology annotation, biological process: proteolysis.